Messenger RNA from Ananas comosus (pineapple), 6267 nucleotides. RefSeq lists its product as uncharacterized. Lineage: Eukaryota; Viridiplantae; Streptophyta; Magnoliopsida; Poales; Bromeliaceae. The transcript is spliced from 11 exons. The coding region runs from base 176 to 5992 and encodes 1938 amino acids. The record is from RefSeq and is a predicted model, not a curated record.
GAACUCAUCGUCCCCUCCCACUCCCUCCCCCAAAUCAAACGCUCGCUCCCACGCGAAUUCUCGAAGAAUCCGAUCAAUGGAUGAUCCAGAGGUCGAGUUCGAUCUAAUUAAUUGCUGGUUUUCUCCAAUUUGCUCUUAAUUCCUUCUUCUUCUUCUUCUUCUUCGAUCUGAAUCCAUGGAUUUCAAAUCCAUGAGUAGGAAAGAGCUCCAAGCGCUAUGCAAGGAGCAUCGCCUCCCCGCGAACACCACCAAUUCGAUCAUGGCCGAGAGCCUCGCCUCGCUUCUCCAGGGUAGUGAUAAGAUUAAGCGGAAGGGUUGCUUGAAGGGCUCCGGCGGAAGCAGCGGCGAUGAUGGCGGAGGAGGGAGGCGGCCUGCGAAGAAGGUCACCUUCACUUUACAAGAGGAGGUGCUUCGAUUUGGGGAAUCUAAAGCAAUACGAUCUCCCGAGAAGAGGAGAUCUAGUCGUAGAAGAUCUGUAAUUGGUUCUGAACUAAUCGAUUUAAGUAAUGGAGCGGAGGAGAUGAGGAGUACAAGGUCGCGUUCCGCAACAGGUUCAGUUUCAUCCUCUGCUGUGGCCGAGGUUGAGCGCGAUCGUGUUUCGGUUGGAGAUUCACAUUUAGGAAGAACCCAAGUGAGGAGAAGGGGUAAUUCAAAGGAUGAAGGUGAGAAAUUGGAGAAAAAUGAGAAAACUAGGAGAGGUGAAACCCGUAAACGGAGCAGAGGUGUGGAUUACAGUGGAGAAAUGUGUGGUCAUGUAGGAAAUUCUAAUCUUCGUGGAGAAGAGCCUCCUCUCCGGCGAUCGAGGCGUAACCUUUUAAAAUCUGAGAAUUCUUUAGUAGCAAAUGGGAGCAUAAGAUCUGGCGAAGGGAUUGAAUCUACGGACAAACUGGGGCAAAAUGCUUCAGAAAUUAGCAAUGGCGAAGACAAGAACUACUCAUCUGUGCACCAGGAAGAUGAGAGUUUAGCAGUUGGAAGGAGAAAGUUGCAAAGAAAACAGAAGAAAACUGAUACUGAAGCUGAAAGGGACACUGAAACUUGGCCCUCAAAACAUGAAGCUCCUAUGAGAAGAUCAACACGGAAAGUUAUAGUGUCUAAUGUGCUUGAGAAGGGUAAUACUUCAUUAGCAGGCGGGAAAAGAGAAUCAAAGAGAUCAGGAGCUAGAUGUGCCUCGAAAAGAAUUGCUACUACAAGUUCUGAAGAUGAAAUUCCAUUGUCUGAUGUAGAAACUGAAGAGGAGACAAAAACAGUCGUGGAGACAAAUGAAGGUCCGAGACGUUCAAGGCGCAAUGCUUCAAAGCAUACUGUAACUGGAGUUGAGAUUACUCUUCCUGUCACCGAGAAAGGAAUAAAUGGUGGUAUUAUUAAUGGUCGCAAAAACUUAAAGAAGCGUCAUCCAUCUGAAGUAGAUGUCUCUACAGUUGUAACUGAGAAUUUGAUAGCUAAAACGGCGAAUAAAGUGAACACAUUGCAGAAGCAGCAGAGCGAUGAAGUUGUAGAGGAGCCAUUUGUAGAAGCUCGUGUUGCUAGUUGUGAAACUUUUGGAGAAGCUGAAGCUUUAGAAGGUCAUAGACUAAAUGAGGAGCCGAAAAGGCGUUCAAGGCGCAAUAUUUCAAAAUAUAAGUUAUGUGCCCCUGCUGAUGAGAUUACUGAGAAGAAGAGAGAGGUAAAAAGAACAAAAGCAGCUCUUUUGGUACAAGCCAUUCCUGUCCUGGAGAGUGAAGCUGAUGAGGUAGUUGACAAGGCAACACCGCAAGAUGAUCUUAGUCUCAAUCAAGAUAAUGACAAUUCCUGCCAAGAGAGCAUCAGGAAUGCUGUUACUAAUGAUGCAUCAGAUCAUAAAUUAUUGGAAGAGACUCCUAAAAUGUUGGACAUGAAUGAUGAGGAGGGCUUGGUCAUAGUAAUUAGUGGUAAGAAACAAUCAAGUCAGAAUCCAAAUAAAGAAGCUGAAAAUUGUAAAUACGGGGAUACUGUUUUCUUAGAAGAGAGCAAUACAGCUGAAAAGUUGGAUGGAUCAAUUAAUAAGCAGGAUAACUCUGAGGAAAUGGAAUACGAUGAUGGAGAAAUUUCUAUCCCCAGGUGUCUUGAUACAUCUUAUGAAAUAAUUGAGACUACUGUAGAUGACAAUGUAUGUUUAAAUCCUGAGUCUGUUCUGGAUCAUGAUGGUGUAACAGAAGUUGAUUCAGAAACUCUUUCUCAUGUUGAUAUGAAGGAUUCUGCUUCAUCAGCUGAUAGAAAGAAACUUGAAGAGCAGAUCAAUAAUCAAUCAGCUGUGCAGUUUGUUGAUGCAGAAUCUGGUGGAUCGAUCUUUAUAGUGGGCGGUAGCUGUAACUCUGAAGUUGCCAUUAAUUCCCAAUGUACUGUUAUAGGGCAUUCUGAAGGAUUCUCAUCACAAACUGCCCCUGAGACAUGUCCAUUGGUUGAUUGGAAAACAACUGCUACAAGUUUAAGUCAUGAUGCUGUUGAAGCGGCUAACGGUUGCUCACCAACUGAUACUGCUAAUGAUCAAGAUGAAUGUCUUCAACCUUCAAAUGUCGCCAUUAUCAGUGAAUUGGGUGACUAUUCAGAAAAGCUUAAGCGAGUCAGGCCUCAAACAGGGCCUUGUAAUGUUACUCCAAAGACCAUUCUAUCUGUUGAAAGGACACGUAAAAUAUGUAAUCGUAUGAAGGACUCCGGUCAAACUCAAAUUAUUGGAGAGGUUGGUGGCUCUAAUGCAAGAGCUGCAAAAGAUGAUGUCAGUACUUAUAAUGGAGAUGACAUGUUUGUUACAUCUAAAACUAAGGUGGAUUCAAUAAAUCUUGAAGAGGCUGAAGUCCGCAUGAAUGAAGAUCACACAAAGCUGGUGGGAAAUGAGAUAGCUUGCAAGCCCCACAUACAAGAUGACGAUGAUGGGAAAUAUGUCAACAUUGAUGAGAUUUCUUUGGAUUCGAGGUCACCAGAAUUCGUUAAUAAAGAUAAUUGGGUUGCACCAGGUGCACAAUUACAGGCAUUGGAGACCAUAUAUAAGAUGGAAACUGAAGUCUCUUUGGUCAUGGCCAAGUGUUCUCCUACCGCAAGUCAAGAGAACUGUGAUGAGAUUGAAAGUUCCGAGUUUCAAGGUGCAAUCAAUCAUGACAAAAGAAAUGACAGAAAUGUGGUUUCAAUGUUGGAAGAAAAGAUGAAGCCUGUGCCAUUUUCAUCAGAAAUGAAUGUUCAAAAUGAAUUCGAAGAGAAGAAGGCUAUGGUGAAAAUUACCAAUGAGAUUGUUGGGAAGACAGAUUGUCAUGAAUCAGACAAACUUCCUGAAGUGAGCGAUUUAUUGGAAAUUUCUACUUCCAAAGUUGAUGAAUUAGAGUGUCGUGCUGCAGAUGAUCUUUUUUCUGUCAAAAAUAGGGUAACUGCAUCUAGUAAUAAGCGUAAGAGACAGGAGGUAGGAGCGGACUUGGGUUAUACAACUUCAGUGGAUCUUAGAACUUCAGAUAAUAUGCCGGAAUGUGAUUUAACUUCUAUUGCAUUAGAAGCUAAUGGAGGAGUUUCUAUAGAAAAGUCUAAGGAGGCUGUACAUAAAACUGCUCCCAGUUCUGCUAAUACUGAGAUGACAACAGCUGAUGAAGUCACAGUUACAUUGGAACUCAGUAGCAAAAAAUUCCUUCCUGAAAAUGGAGAAGCAUUAGGUUUUUUAAAUGAACGGCCCAACUUGAGCUCUAUGGGUGCUGAAUUUGCUGGUGAAAGAGAUGCAUCAGUGGAAGAGAGAAGCAUUGUCAACAGCAUGGAAGCUGAAUUAUUACCUGAAAAUAUUGAAGCUAGCGAACAAUCUUCUUUUGAAAUUUCUUUGAUCGAAACUAAAAGCUUUAGUGGUUUUAUCCAGCAAAGUUGCAGCCUAGCUUCUUGUGAAUUGACAGAACAUUCAGCAGGAAUCUCAGCUGAUAACCUUCGAGCAAAGUUUGAGGCUGCAGAGACGCAGAAGAAACUGGAUAAAACAAUAGAGAAACUGUUUCUGGUGUUGUCUACCCUAAAAGAUGGUAAUUCAGUAGCUGGAGAAACUAUUUGCACUAACGGAUUUCCACUUGCUAGAGACACUGAAGAAGCUGAACGAAUCCAAAGCAGCCAACUUCCGGGGUCACCGGACUGUCUUAAAAUUCAGGACAUGUUUGAUGAACCUGAUAGUCGAUCCUACUUGUUUGAGAGAGGCAACAUAGAAGAAACAUCUGGCACUGAGCAAGCAAGGAACACACCAAAUGAUAUAAUGCAAACAUUUGAGCAGGACUUUGUAGAUUAUGAAGAGAAUGCUGAAAGUUGCAGCAUCUCUAAGAAUGUUACAGAGCAAAAUGGUACAGGGACAAUUUCAGAAGAACAAUAUGAGAAUGAUAUAGUAGAUAAUCAUGUUACACCUGGAGCACUAUUACACACUGAAGAGGGCAAACAAUCUCCCUUAUCUGGUUCUACUAAUCUCAUGUCUCUAAGUUCAAGUCACUUCCAAGUUAUUGAUAAACCUGAAUCACCUGGAAAUAAUAAUGGUGGAACAGCCGUUGAAUAUUCAUCUACUGCAAGGCAUUCAUUAAUUGGGUUCAAGGACUUUUCCGCUGAAAUUCCAGAAAAUUCUUUGGUAGAUCAUGGCUUUGCCCUCGAAAGUAUUAACUGGGAGAGUGGGAAGAAAGACUAUCAUGUAAACAGUGGAUGUGAAAAGUCUAUUGCAUCCCAACCAACAGCAGAUUUGAGGCAUACUGAUGAGCCAGAUGUUGGCAAUAAUGAGGUGAGCGAAGAUCGCAUGAAGCUAGUGGAAAAGAAUGCAGGUUGCAAGAACCACGACCAGUGUAGUGACAAUGAUGGGAAACAUGGCGAGAUCGAUGAGGUUUCAUUUGAUUCAAUGUCACAAGAAUUCAUAAGCGAAACAAAUUGGGUUGCUCCAGGUGCUCAUUUACCUUCUUUGGAGGCCCUAUUUUGUGUCGAAAGGGAAGUUCCUGCUAUCAUGACUGACUGUUCUCAGACAACAACUCAAGAGCACAGCGUUGACAAUGAUAGUUGUGAGUUUACAGGUGAAACUGCUAACAAGAGUGAAAGAAGUCACAAAACUGUAGCACCAAUGGAGUCUGAAAAGAUGACCACUGUUCCAUUCUUAUUAGACACCACUGUUGAAAAUGAAGUCGAAGUACAAAAGAAUCUUGCGGAUCUCGCCAGCGAUUGCCUUGAGAUGAUAUAUGUUGCAGAUGAUCCGCCUGCCAGAAUAGGGCUAGAUCUAUCUGCUAAUGGGGACAAGAGUCAGGAAGAAGGAACAAAUCUGGGUUAUGGAAAUUCAGUGGAUCUUAAGACUUCAGAUGAAAUGGAGGUAUCAGUUACAAAGAAAUUGUGUACCGAAGUAGUAGAGCCAUUUGACGCAGUGAGUUGUUAUAAGGAAAAUACUAAUCAAGAUUUCGUAGAAAAACCUGAGGAGGCUAUAGAUAAACCCACUCCCCAGUCAGCUAAAACUGAGAUGAUUAUAACCGAAGAAAUAACAGUUGGUAAGGAACUUGACAGCGAAGAACAGUUGCAACCGCAAAGUUCUGAUAUUGUUGAUCAAAGUGUUGGAACAGUUGGAGAUCAAUGCAUUUUAAACAACAGCGAAGCUGAAAAUGUUGAGGCUACUGAAUCAUCUCAUGGGACUUCUUUUGUUGAAAAUAGAAGCAUCAGCAAUUUGAUUCAGCAGGAUUGUGGUUCAGAUUCUCGUCAAGUGAUGGAAGUUUCAAAUAGUAUAUCAGUUGAUAACCAUGCAUCAAACCUUGAGGAAACAGAUUCAUCACAAUGUCAAGAUAGAGUGGAGGAAAUAUGCCACCAGUUGCCGAGUGUAAGCAUACUUAAUGCAAAGAAAUUCGGUAAUACAAGUUGCAAUAGUGCAAUUACCGCAGACAAAAACAAGGAGAAUACCCCAGCUAUCAAAAUAAAUCAUUCAAACAAGCGCAACGUGGAUAAAUCAACAACAAAGAGUUUGUUGAGACGGCCACUACAGAUUAUUCAUAGCAGUAAGGCAGAACUGUUAUGAUAUGCUUUAUUUGUUGUGAUUUCAGUUUGUGUAGGAUUCUUUCAACUUUUAGUUGAAGGGUUAAGAUUAGGGAUGUAUUUGUCUGAGGUACAUUUGUGAGUGAUGUUGUGUUCUAGUUGGUUAUCAGCUUUUUAAAUAACCACUAAUUCUUGUGUGUCCAGUUGCUGCUUGAGUGUGAAAUGAAGAGAGCUAUUGAUACUUUGUAUAAGUAUGAUGCUGCUGUGAUGGUUUGGCUUGUAGAGAUUAUACAGUUACAGAAUAUUAUUCUUCUUUUU